CAAAAUACGAAACAGGAGGUUCACACUUCACACUGGCCACUCAUCACUUCCUGCUUCUCUCUCACCUCCCAUUUCUUAAUCUCUCUCUCUCUCUCUCUCUCUCUCUCUCUCUCACAAAAACAUGCAACUUCUUCAUGUUCCUUCUUCACUCUGCCUCUCCUUUCAAAACGUAAAAACCCAUGAAGAAGCUGGACUGCCUUCAUAUGAGAAGCCUCUUCAAUUAUCAUCAGCUAUUUUCUGUUCUCUUCAGCAGCAAAGACCUGAAAGGUCUAAAUGGGCAUCUCGUAGAGGCUCUGCAUUGAGCUCCUUCACAGCUAAAGCUGCUUCUUUGGAAGAUGUAGCUGGUGCUCCUGCAAUGUCAAAGGGGACAGCUGAGAGUGAUGUACUGAAAGCAUUGUCUCAAAUCAUUGAUCCAGACUUCGGGACAGACAUUGUCUCAUGUGGAUUUGUGAAGGAUCUGCACAUCAAUGAGGCUUUGGGAGAGGUUUCUUUUCGGUUAGAGCUCACUACACCAGCAUGUCCAAUAAAGGACAUGUUUGAACAAAAGGCAAAUGAGGUGGUGAACUUGCUUCCUUGGGUCAAGAAUGUCAGUGUGACUAUGUCAGCGCAGCCAGCAAGGCCCAUUUAUGCAGAGCAACUUCCGGCAGGGUUACAGACAAUUUCAAAUAUUAUAGCAGUUUCUAGUUGCAAGGGAGGCGUGGGAAAAUCAACUGUAGCAGUAAACUUGGCAUAUACUUUGGCUGGUAUGGGUGCUAGAGUUGGUAUAUUUGACGCGGAUGUCUACGGUCCAAGUUUACCAACAAUGGUCUCCCCUGAGAACCGAAUACUAGUGAUGAACCCGGAGAAGAAAACCAUAAUUCCUACUGAAUACUUGGGAGUGAAGUUGGUGUCUUUUGGAUUUGCUGGACAAGGUCGUGCAAUAAUGCGAGGCCCAAUGGUUUCUGGGGUCAUCAACCAACUGCUAACUACAACUGAGUGGGGAGAGCUGGAUUACCUUGUUGUUGACAUGCCCCCUGGAACUGGUGAUAUUCAGCUUACUUUGUGCCAGGUUGUUCCAUUAACUGCUGCUGUUAUUGUUACCACCCCUCAAAAGCUAGCAUUUAUUGAUGUUGCGAAAGGAGUUCGCAUGUUUUCAAAGCUUAAGGUGCCAUGUGUUGCUGUAGUCGAGAAUAUGAGCCAUUUUGAUGCUGAUGGGAAACGUUAUUACCCAUUUGGUAGAGGAUCGGGCUCUCAGGUUGUAGAGCAGUUCGGUAUCCCGAAUCUGUUUGACCUUCCCAUUAGACCAACUCUAUCUGCUUCUGGAGAUAGUGGAACGCCUGAAGUGGUAGCUGAUCCUCUAGGUGAAGUUUCUAAGACAUUUCAGGACAUCGGAAUUUGUGUUGUGCAACAGUGUGCUAAGAUUCGCCAACAAGUGUCUACAGCUGUGACCUACGACAAAUCUAUCAAGGCAAUAAGAGUGAAGGUACCGGAUUCAGAUGAAGCAUUUCUUCUCCAUCCUGCAACUGUGAGACGGAAUGACCGCUCUGCUCAAAGUGUGGAUGAAUGGACAGGGGAGCAAAAGUUGCAGUUUGCUGAUGUUCCAGAAGAUAUUGAACCUGAAGAGAUUCGGCCCAUGGGAAAUUAUGCCGUCUCAAUAACGUGGCCAGACGGAUUUAGUCAGAUUGCACCUUAUGAUCAGCUGCAGACAAUCGAGCGGCUAGUUGAUGUUCCUCGACGAGUUCCUUCCCAGGUAUGAUAGCUUCAAGUGAAUAUUAAUAGGGUGUCACAGAUCCUUCCACACAGCACACACAGUUAGUUUUUCUGUAAAAAUUAGACUGGAGUUCUGAUGUUCCUGGGUUCGGGGCAUAUUUGUAAAAGACCAUUCCGAUAAUGAAAAUCUUACUAAAUCUGGUCCA
Prunus avium (sweet cherry) is the source of this 1895-nucleotide messenger RNA. RefSeq names its product ATP binding protein (gene HCF101). NCBI's taxonomy places the organism in Eukaryota, Viridiplantae, Streptophyta, Magnoliopsida, Rosales, Rosaceae. Gene Ontology annotation, biological process: iron-sulfur cluster assembly. Gene Ontology annotation, molecular function: 4 iron, 4 sulfur cluster binding; ATP-dependent FeS chaperone activity; ATP binding. The record is from RefSeq and is a predicted model, not a curated record. Gene Ontology annotation, cellular component: chloroplast stroma.